GUCGCAAGCAAGCAAAAAGUCGCGACAUGCAAAUUGCUACCUACUAAGACAAUCGAUCUUCUUUACUCAUUCCUGCGUCACCAAUACCAAUUUCUCUUCACGAUUGCACUUGCCUUAUUACAAAUAUUUUACGGGAUAUUCAACGCGAGUUUAACAUAGUCCAAAUUAUUCCCGAUCGGAGAAAAUAAUAGUCGCAUUAUCGCAUCAUCCACCAUGGAGAGUGUCGAGGCUGAUCAGACCCCUUUCGCAGCCGUUACGGCCCAGACUUCUAAGCUCCAGCGGCAAUACCAAGCCCUAUUAGAUCGAUCGACGCCAUUUGUCCUGCAACGAUGGAUUGGCACAGGUGCAUUUCUAGGCGUCUUCUUUCUCCGCAUCGUCUUCGCACAAGGCUGGUACAUCGUGGCAUAUGCUCUCGGCAUUUACCUUCUUAAUCUCUUCCUGGCUUUCCUCCAGCCCAAAUUUGACCCUUCGAACGAGCUCCUAGACAAUGAGAUGGAAGAUGGAUCAGCUGGUGGCCUGCCCACGAAGCAGGACGAGGAGUUCCGACCAUUUAUUCGACGACUGCCCGAGUUUAAGUUCUGGCACGAGGCCACACGCGCUAUCACCAUUGCCUUCACUUGCAGUUGGUUCGAGAUCUUCGACGUUCCCGUCUUCUGGCCUGUGUUGGUUAUGUACUGGAUCAUCCUCUUCGUCCUUACCAUGCGCAAGCAAAUCCAGCAUAUGAUUAAGUACCGAUAUGUUCCAUUCUCAUUCGGCAAGGCGAAGUACGGUAAGACUAGUACUUCAUAGGCAUGUGUUUACGAGGAUCAUUUGAUGAUGUCGGGAUUAAUCAGGGCAACGCUGGGAAAGGCUACUGAAGGGGUCUAGACUAAAAGUGUAGACAGUUUCGGUACAUUUUAAUGAAGUCUACCUUUAUCAAGGUGGUGUACGCUGGGGGUUGACUUGUACAAAUUACGAUAUAGGCUUUUUGUAUUAAGGUACACAGGACACAGGAGCUGGGGUUCUGAGAUACGGAGUAAUGUCGUGAGCGUCCGAGUUAAUGCCGGUUGGUCUUAGGAGGCAGGACGAGGAAUGAGGAUAGCAUGGAAGCGGAUUGGGCGCAGGUUUGACUCUUCCGGAUCAUCAUCAUCAUUAGACAUUCUACUGAAGAGCAAUAUUAAUCAGCCUUAAAAGUCAGUUGGGGCAUCAUUGGCAUUAAAGAAUAUUUAUGAAAUUGUGGUGUUUGGUUCAUUAUCCAUUAUCCAUUAUCCAUUAUUCA
Molecule: messenger RNA, 1258 nt
Organism: Daldinia decipiens
Lineage: Eukaryota; Fungi; Ascomycota; Sordariomycetes; Xylariales; Hypoxylaceae
Product: retrieval of early ER protein Rer1
Exons: 4
Coding region: 214-789 (191 amino acids)
Biological process (GO): retrograde vesicle-mediated transport, Golgi to endoplasmic reticulum; protein retention in ER lumen
Cellular component (GO): Golgi membrane
Source: RefSeq, a predicted model, not a curated record